Molecule: messenger RNA, 859 nt
Organism: Aspergillus welwitschiae
Lineage: Eukaryota; Fungi; Ascomycota; Eurotiomycetes; Eurotiales; Aspergillaceae
Exons: 1
Coding region: 297-527 (76 amino acids)
Source: RefSeq, a predicted model, not a curated record
CUUCCCCAUCUCCGGACUGUCCGCAACCCGGGCUGUGCUGGAUCGAAGGUAGGAAAUCAAGUGAUCAACUGAUCUGCGAGUUUCUCUCCUUUCUCCAUGUCUCAUUGCGCCCAAUCCAACUGCAACUUCCAAGCAUCGGCAAGGUAUGGCCCAUGGACAUGAUGGGUGACAAAGAUAGAUGAAACAAACACCACACCGUCCAGAAGCAAGUCAGCCAACAAAUCAGCGACAGGCAUUGGCUUACCUAUAAUGGAAAGGAAUGUGACUUUUCAGAAGAAGAAUAACUAAGAAAGUGGAUGAGCAGCGCCGUCCCCCUUCCGUCUUUCUCUCUCUCCCCUCUCCCCUCCCUUUCCCCUCAUUCCCACCACCCGUUCGGAAUAGGUGAGAUCUUUAUCCUUAGUGUGCUGCCAAGAUCGAGGGGUGCAACGUGGCAGAAGUCGAGACCGUGCACUAGAAGGGGCGCUGCUCGUGUCAAUCGAGGCACACUCACACUCACACACACACACACGCACCACCCUUUCCCAUAAUCCCAGUUUGUCCUCAACCUGCAGAUAGACUUGAUGCAGGUGGUCAGUCAGUAACUACUAGACUAGUAGCCUGAUGCCGGUGCCUCAUGGUCGGCACCCAAAUGGCACUUUUCCAAUGAUUACCUGACAGUUAUCCAGAUUUGGAAAUCAGCGCGAGCGGGCGCACGCGGGCAUGAUUGGAUGGGGCUAUUUUGAGAAUCAUGCAUUGCAUAGCAUGUAAGGUCAGUAGAGACCGAAGAGCCAAAGAAGGCAGACGACGGGACAUGAUGCUUGAAACUCAGGAGCUGAAGAAAUUGUGCGUCUGUGUGUGCAUUCCUGGGGCUGUGUGUGUG